AAAAAUGUAUAAAAAGAAUUGUUUAUAAGCAAUUUAAAUAACUAUUAAAAAGUUUACGAAUAGUUAUACGUUAAAUGAAAUAGUUAAAAAAAAAAAACAUAAAACUACGCUGUUUGGUCCUUUUACAACCCCCUUGCGACACGUAAAGAUAGUGAGUUAUCAAAACCAAUUUCUUUUUCAAACUAACGGACAAAAUAGCGGGAUAACCCAUUGAAAAACUUUAUAAAAAAUCUUCAUCCAUAACUAAGGACCACCCUAGUGCACCUACUUAAAUAGAACAACUUGUAUAUUACAUUAUCUAUCCACCGGCUUUCCGCUGGUAUCCAUUCGAUGCUGCUCUAGUUCUAUAAAAUAUAAUAAUAAUUUAAAAAUUGAAAAUUAAAAAUAUUCAAGUGUGAUUAUCGAUUAUAUACAUCUAUGUUCUAUACGGGGGGGAAAAAAAGACGUUACAUCCGGAUGUCAAUAAUUUCGGACGCGUGCCAUUUUUAUUACAUCGAAAUUUCAGCCGGUAUCCUUUGAAAUAUUAAAGAAACCCGGAGACAACUAAGAAGACCGUAAAAAAAAUUUUUAAAAAAACGCUUUCAAGUAUUUGUUCAUCAUAGUUAUCUAGCCAUAGUAACGCCGCUAUCGACACAUACAGCGAUACUUAAAAAAAAAAUCUUUACUAUAGACACGUUUCCAUAUUAUUAUUUCGUUUUAUGAGAAAUUCGUUUUCGUCGUGUUUAACGCCAUCAUGUCGAGAUUUCAGAAAAGCCCGAGAUCGUCCGAAAAAUGCGCGGAAAAACCCGAAAAAAUCACGCGGCUGUUGAUCGAUCCGCAGUGCCCCGGUCCCUGCGGCACAAAGUUCGGCCAAUGGACGGACCGGCCGCUGUCCUCGUCGCGGUAUCGCGACGAAAACCGCAAACGGUAUGCGACUGUCGAGAGCCGACACAAGACUGUAGGAAGGCCCCGGGGAAAUAGAGGUGGGAGGGCCGGCGGGAUCACGAUGAAUGCCGACAAACAGUCCGGUUGGCUGGCCGAAGAAGCGGCCCGGCUGGCCAAGUACGACGACCCGAAGCAGCUGCGAGCCAAGCUGUUGUCGGCGACCAAUCUCGCGUACCUGGAAAUGGUCGAGGCCGACGGACAGUUGGACCGGGCCGCCGCGGCGUUCGGUUACCUGUUACUGGUGGACGAAGAGCGGUGCCAACCGCAGCGAAAUGUCCCGUCGAUCAAGUCGGAGACGGAGCGGCUGGCCGCGGUGACGCGAGCAUUGACGCGGGACACCGACGGCGACAACGGCGACGGCUGGGCGAUGUCUCUGUUGCGCGCUGCGCUGGUGUUUGUUGGCGAUGACGCCAAGUCGUGGAAAUGGGCCGCCGAACUUUUCGCGCUGGCCGCACUCUCCGUGACGGACGAACACACCCGGGACGAGGCGAUGUGCCUGCUGGGGAUCGGCAUAAGCUACGCCAACAGCAAGUUGUCUCUGGCGAUCCAAUUUCUGGAAAAGGCCCGGUACGCGGCCGACAGCCACCGCCACGACUGGUUGGUCCCGGCGGACAUGGCAUACGCCACGGCCGUCCCUGUAAACCGCGAAUGCAGCAUUUGGGAAGCCGCUUGUUUCGUCAAACACGAGGUUCUGAUGGCAGUUGCGCGCACACUCCUGCAGGACCUCCCGGAUCUGGCACUGCGAGCCGUUCGGAAUGCCCAUCUGUUGCUGGGGGAGAUUUGCGGCGAUAGCGGUCCGCAGGAUAGCCGCUUGCACUUGUGUCACGCAACAGUGGCGCACGAGCUGGGCGUCAAGUACACGGAGGCCGGAAUCCCGGGUCUCGCCGCGAAAUGUUUCAGUGAAUGUGCCGCUAUCGCCGCCCCGUUGGAUCCGAACUUUGCCCUGGAAGCCGAGUUGGCGGCGGCCCGGGUGUGCCCGGAACCACCGCCGACGGGCCGCGACGCGGUAUUUCAACGUAUCGCGGCCGAAGCGUUGGCCAGGCGCAACAUACCGGUGCUCGUGAAAGCGACGGCGGCCCGCGGCCACGUGGCCAUGGACAGCGGCCGGCAGAAAGACGCGCACCGUCAGUUCGCCGUGGCUCAGAACAUAGCCAAGGAAACGGGCCAUCGCGUUGACGGCAUGGACUCGAUUCGGUUGUACGCGGCCGUCAGCCGGACGUGCGAGUUUUUACAGGCGAACUUCCCGUUUAUAAGCGCCCGGGGUUACGAUUUGCUUGCGGAACCGCGGCUUUGGACGGGCGACGAAAACCCACUGAUAGUGCACGGCCUGCACAACGAAGAGAUUCUCUUGAACUCGGACCGCGUCCAAGAUAACGUCAUCAGAGCUGAUGUCAUGAAGAUCGUCGAGAAGUUUCCCGUGGCCGCCGAAAUCGAACCGGAACGGAUCUGCAGCUAUCAGCCCAGAGAAGUUGUGGUCGUUUCGCCGACCGAAAAGAAAGAAAAGGGGAAAAAAGUCACAAUACAAUUCACAUGA
Molecule: messenger RNA, 2458 nt
Organism: Cinara cedri
Lineage: Eukaryota; Metazoa; Arthropoda; Insecta; Hemiptera; Aphididae
Source: the annotation of a GenBank genome assembly